Molecule: messenger RNA, 954 nt
Organism: Coprinopsis cinerea okayama7#130
Lineage: Eukaryota; Fungi; Basidiomycota; Agaricomycetes; Agaricales; Psathyrellaceae
Exons: 4
Coding region: 1-954 (317 amino acids)
Source: RefSeq, a predicted model, not a curated record
AUGAUGCUUCACUCCUUCACCAAACUAUCUUGUAUCCUCCUCGCCUUGCUGCAGAUAUGUGGAUGCAUCGUAUCUGCAGGACCCAUCAAGCGAGCUGAACCAGCCUUCGCACCCAAGUCCCCUGCAGCUGGGAGUCCACAGCCAGCCAGAGGUCCGAGCCUUGCUGCACGCUCCGGCGGUAAAACAAGUGUACAGAAGCCCAAGGCUCCUGUGCUAGGGAAACCUCUCAAGAAGAACGGUCAUAUGGAUGUGAACCCGCCUUCGAGCUCCUCGAGCGCUACCUCGGAGUCGGGGAUGAGGGUGGCGGAGGAGACCCGGGGAGGUUCAGGCCUGGUGAUAUUGUUGGUGCUAGGAUUAAGCAUUAUGAGCCUUCGAAGGUGGGUUUGUUUCGUUGGGUUUAUUUGGGUGGAUUUUGAGCUGAUGUUUGUGUGCUUGCUCCCUCCCCCUGACAUCUUUCUGACGGUCACCCUACGCUCGCCUGCGCUCGUGGAUGGCUUACAUCUGUUCCUCCCAUUCCCUACCUCUCUACCCGCCUUUUCGCCGAACCUCUGCACACAUUCGACCUACAUUAUACCCACUCUCAUCUACGCGUGUCGCCCACUCCGACUCACCAUCCCGGUUGUCGUCGCCGGCCCUCUCCCGCGCAACUGGUACCGCAUCUCUGUUAUCACCAACAACCCCCACCCUGAAUUGAAGGGGUAUGAUCCUCGAGAGAAGAUAUCCAAGUACCUCGACCCAAGCGUUAAAGGUCUCGGAGGCACCAUCUCACUCGGUAUUCCGCGUCUCGUCGAAGGCAGAGUGAUCAACAUCUGGAAGAGGAGGGGGUACGGCGAGACUCCGCCUUUGAGGGCCGAUAAAUUGGCCAUGCUGAAGCAGGAUAUCAAUGCGCAUACCAGGGGGAGUUGGUUCCAGCCUUUGACGAGGCGGGCGUUGGAGAUUGAUGAGGUUGACUAG